AAGAAAGUUGGAUUCAGAACAACAUUUGAUUGAUUUAAAAGAAGAGAUACGAGAGAUGGGUAGUUCGAGUCAUGUGAAAUUAAUGGAAAUUCAACGUAAUGAUUUACUUCAAUUGAUUAAAUUGAACGCUUUGGAAUUUAAGAUUAAAAAAUUAAAAAAUCAACGUUCGAUUGAUAAAUUGAUUAUUAAAGAUUUACGUUUAUCUUUAAAAGAAGCUGAAGAUUUGAAUAAGAAAUCAAAUUUGGAUUCUAAUGAAGGUCAGAUGGAUCUUGAAGUUUUAAAGUUGAAAAGCUUAUGUAAGAAUCAAGAAAAUCAAAUUAGAUUAAAAGAUGAAAUAAUUUUUGAAUUGAAUCAAAAGAUUCAAAGAUAAGAAACUUUAAUUCAAAACUCAAACUUGAUAUAUAUCAAAAAAAAGGUGUUGGUUUUAUUCUUGAUGAUUUUUUUUUUUUCGUUUUUUUUUAUUUGUGAUUUUUUUAUUUGGUUUUAGGAUUGGGUUUUCUUUUUUUUUUCUUUUAAUGAAGUUUGUGCAAUCAUAGUUUAGUGAUGAAAAGUGGAUGUCCUUUUUUUUUAUAAAAAAUGAUGUGAUGUGAUGAUUUUUUUUUCGUGUCUUGAUUAAGAAAACUUCUUGAAUGAUUUAUGAUGUUUCUUUUUAUAAACUUUUGACGAAAAUCAGUUUGAAUUAAAUAUAUCAGCUUAUCCUUUUGUGCGUGUGUGUAAUGUUUGAUUCCUUUUUUUUGGU
Melampsora larici-populina 98AG31 is the source of this 739-nucleotide messenger RNA. RefSeq lists its product as uncharacterized. The record is from RefSeq and is a predicted model, not a curated record. The coding region runs from base 56 to 370 and encodes 104 amino acids. NCBI's taxonomy places the organism in Eukaryota, Fungi, Basidiomycota, Pucciniomycetes, Pucciniales, Melampsoraceae. The transcript is spliced from 2 exons.